GUGUCCGGCCGGUUUCCCGAGAUGGCGGGUUCCGAGAUGCCGCGCGAGACCAGCGAGAGACCAUCGGCUAUCGUGCGCAUCGCGUAUCACCAAUUGAGCGUCAUGUGCGGCACGCGUGAUCCCACCGCGCCGAGUGUCGCGGAUGCGACGGCCGGCGACGCGGACGCGCGCGGCAUGGUGUGUACGCGUCGCCUGCUGGGUCUGCCGAUGUUUGCGACGGUGACGUCGGCGUUCUGCGGCGCGUACGCGGCCGCGCGGGGCUCCCACGAGUCGGUCGCGACGAUCCUGGGCCACGCGGAGAACGGGAUGCGCGCGAGCCUGGAGUUCGCCAGCCCCGUCACCGGCAGAGUCGCCGGCAUCUUGGAGACGCCGCUUAAGAUCGUCGACGACGCGGUGUGCGUUGGCCUAGACUUCGUGGAAGAGAAGGUGCCCUCCGUGAAGCUGCCGCCCGGCCAGAUCUACGCGAACGCAAAGGACGGAGUCAGGAAUAUAUUUACGUCGGCGUUAGAAACCCUCAGGCUCCUGUUUGGCGGGUCGAAGGAUCGGAUAGAGGAUUUGGGUGCGAACGAGGCCGCGCAGGGAAUUCGGAAAAUGUCUAGCUGAAUGGUGAAAAUGCGAGGGAUGAUUUUCGCACUCGGACUUUCGUCGUGGAGUGCGCUGUAUAAUGUCUCGAAUCCAUUUCAGACGAGUUGACUCGUGUCAGAAUUCACGGUACGUAUUAUGAAACGUUUCGGAACGGAUUCCGAUCGAAAUUAUUCCAUUUUCCCUUCAAAAAAAAAAUACACACACACAAUAGGAAUCUAGGAAAUAACUACAAUCGGAAUCCAUUUCGAAAAGUUCCACACAAUACGUGCCCAAAACGGAAUUCUAUUUCGUACAAAUAGAAUUCUGUCCUGAAAUCAGACAUGAAUUUUAAGUCGUCUUAAAGCGAGUUUCAGCACCAGAACAUUGCGAUAUAAAAAUAUAGUCUAUUGAGCAAUGAGUGAUAACGCAAUCGUCUCGAUGAUAAGCAAGACUCGAUGACAAGUGACAUAAACGCGAUACCCGCCGUAAAACGAAUGUCCGUAGCGUUCGACUGCGAUAUAUCUUUGUACGAUAGCUGUUUUACGUUGUUACACAAAUAAAUUUCUCUUUCGUUUUUA
Messenger RNA from Temnothorax curvispinosus, 1142 nucleotides. RefSeq names its product perilipin-1-like. The transcript is spliced from 3 exons. Gene Ontology annotation, biological process: lipid storage; positive regulation of triglyceride storage. Bases 22 to 603 code for a protein of 193 amino acids. NCBI's taxonomy places the organism in Eukaryota, Metazoa, Arthropoda, Insecta, Hymenoptera, Formicidae. The record is from RefSeq and is a predicted model, not a curated record. Gene Ontology annotation, cellular component: lipid droplet; cytosol.